Molecule: messenger RNA, 393 nt
Organism: Ustilaginoidea virens
Lineage: Eukaryota; Fungi; Ascomycota; Sordariomycetes; Hypocreales; Clavicipitaceae
Exons: 1
Coding region: 1-393 (130 amino acids)
Source: RefSeq, a predicted model, not a curated record
AUGCUCAUCAACGCCGCCCGCUUGCUCCUCCCAGCCGCCGCUCUCGUCCACCUCAGCUUGGCCUGGGCCACGAGCGACCGCUGCAACGGCUACUCAUCGACGCUGAUCCAGAUCAAGCACGCGGGCGACAUUUACAAGCAGCCCUCCGUUCCGGGUCUCCCGCCGCCAGGGGUGAAUCCAUACAGCUUGAUCGACACGCUCCUCAAGAACGGAGAGGACUGGUGCAAGCACUGCGCGAGCCCGCGCGUUUCGGUCGACGCCGGCCGCUACAAAGCGCAGAUGGACAAGCUGCUCUCGUAUGCGCAUCCCUACUCCGCUAGCUCCUGGGACAGCGUGCAGUCUCUCGGCGAUGCCUUGGAACACUUGUGCAAGGCAAGCCGGAAAGAAAAUUAG